Messenger RNA from Talaromyces proteolyticus, 1362 nucleotides. RefSeq lists its product as uncharacterized. The coding region runs from base 1 to 1362 and encodes 453 amino acids. The transcript is spliced from 3 exons. The record is from RefSeq and is a predicted model, not a curated record. NCBI's taxonomy places the organism in Eukaryota, Fungi, Ascomycota, Eurotiomycetes, Eurotiales, Trichocomaceae.
AUGGUGGUCUUCGUCGACUACGAGGAGGAUUCGUACGAUGACGCACAUCACCAUCGCCCGAAGGAUGUAGGAGCCGUGCUUCACUCCUACAUCCAGCCAGGCAAGAAUACCGUCAAGAAUACCGUCAAGAAUACAGUCAAGAAUACCGUUGUUUCGGCCGUGGCCACCAAGUAUACCGACACAAUCAACCCGGCUCGUGAUUCUGCAGAGCAUGUCGUCGAGUCGCAGUCGGGAACCCCCAAUCUAAACGCUUUUGGUCGUUGUUUGAGUUGCUAUCCUGUCGUUAGGGAACUCGCUCGGUACUUAGACUUGAACAGCCUCGACGCGCUCUCCAGAACAUGCCUGCAAUACAGAGCCAAUCUAAUGCCAUUCCGUGACCAACUCAUCAAGCGCACCUUACGUUGUGAUAACGAGUACAUACAAACGCUGAACGAGCUUUUGGCAAAGGGGACUGCGAUUCCAGAAAGCCUUAAACAUGUUAUCCAGCUGAUAAACCAAGACGGUCUGGAGGCCGGAAGACUUACGAGUGGCAGGGUGGGAAAAUGUGCUCGCGACAUGGUAGGCGAGUGUCGGAGAUGUUCCAGGGUGACUUGCAGGAACUGUACAAUUAAGCCUCCCAGCGCUGUGAUGCUGAGAAAUCGACUCCGUCGUCUUUGCACUGUUUGUUGUACAGCACCAUUGAAAUAUCACCUUUCUCCGGAACAUCGUCUUUCGUCGGGCAAUCAUCCUUCGACGGAAACUUGGAACCCACAAUCAAAUCAUGGUUUAGAUAAUGGAGAUAUUGACGAUACCGCAUUCACAUAUCCAGCAUUUGUGCGCAGCCCAUGUCAGUGCGAAAAUGCGGUUUGGUUAUGUCAGGCUUGCGGCCACUCACUACGCAACGACGAUAGGACCUAUCGACGAGUAUGGACGUGGCGUACUCGCUAUAGCACGUAUCUUGGUGUUGGUCUAGGUACUGGGAUUGGAGAGGGUUGCCAGGGCGUGAAAUGCGGGAAAGGCAAAGACUGUCUGGCUGCGCAGGUGAUUGAAGUGGAAGUCGACUGCGAGGCAAAUGACUCGACAGUGUCCAUUCCAAAUCAUCACAAUCACAGCCAUGGGCAAACCACCAGUAACGAGGGAGACUCCUCUUCCAGCCAUCAACACGACGAUUCGCCGGGGUACCUCCGACAAGAAAUCGUCGGCAUCGGUGGUGUGGUCAAGCAGAAGUUUAAGAAAAGGGUGACAAUCGGCGCAUGCGUGGAGGAGCAUGAAGACGAGCGCGAAAGCGGCAAAUACCUGCACCGCGAAGAAGACGGUCAAGACAGGAGCUGGUGUGGGUGGUGUUGGAGGGUUGUUCCCAGUCGGAAAGACUGCCAAGUAUGA